Messenger RNA from Colletotrichum orchidophilum, 1128 nucleotides. RefSeq names its product all development altered-6. Gene Ontology annotation, molecular function: DNA binding; zinc ion binding. Gene Ontology annotation, cellular component: nucleus. Gene Ontology annotation, biological process: DNA-templated transcription. The record is from RefSeq and is a predicted model, not a curated record. Bases 1 to 1128 code for a protein of 375 amino acids. The transcript is spliced from 4 exons. Lineage: Eukaryota; Fungi; Ascomycota; Sordariomycetes; Glomerellales; Glomerellaceae.
AUGGCCCAACGCCGCCCCCGUCCGCGACAGCAUCAACGACAGACAAUACUGAAACAGCCAGCAGCACGGCGACAAGAUAUCCGCGCCAAAGUCCUGAUCUGGCUUGCCAGCAGUGUAGAAUACGCAAGUUGGGAUGUGACCGCAAACAGCCUUGUGGGUGAGGACAUAGCUACCCUUGAGCGGCGCCUGGCGAGAAGCGGCGUAAAUGGUUCGCCUGAAAGAAGCAACAACCUAAAAAGGAAACCCGGAGCUUCUUCAGGCUCGUAUUCUGGUGAAGCCAGUCUUUGUAGCCCUCAGGGCAACCUCUCUGGCGAUACAGAGUUCUUCACUUCUCUCCCCGAUGUGGCUUUGCCCAGCCAGGCUCGUUCCGAUAUCCCAAUUCAGCCGUCCGCAUCGGUAGAUUUCACCGCACUGCCUAUCAUUGCCGAGGAUACCUUCAACUAUGCCGGCGUAUUUCCGACUAUGCAGGGGCCGUCGCACCAGGCCUUCAGGGAAAUAGAGCCGUUGAUGAGGGCUGAUCUCGAUCAACUAUACUUUGACCGGGCGCACGCGUUUACGCCUUUCUUGCAACAAUCACAAUACAUUCGUAUCUCGAGAGAGACCAACCAGAAGCCAACGUCAAAUGCUGAUUCGGGUUCAGAAGGAACAAACUGUCCACAUGCAUGUUUACAAUAUGCAAUGUGGGCAAUUGCCGCUUCACUUUCUUCGCAUUUCCAUCACAUGCGCGAAACCCUGUAUCGUGAAGCGCUCGAACGGCUCAAGGCUCUUGACUCUUUAGAUAAUCCAGUCGAGAAAGAAGACUGCCUCUUGAGGCAGGCACAGGCAUGGAUUCUCAUUGCAAUCUACGAGCUGAUGCAGGUCGGUUUCCGCCGUGCUUGGGUGAGUACCGGGCGAGCUAUACGCUUGGUACAGCUUAUGCGCCUGAGCAGUGUUGAUGCAAGCUGGGAAAAGACCUCAGGACUUAGCGAAGAUCCGGGCUCGUUUGUUGAGACAGAGGAAAAGAGGAGAACCUUCUGGAUGGCAUUGUGUCUUGACACUAUCAUUUGCGUGGUACAUGACCUGCUUCCGACUUUGGCCGAAUCAGAGAGCACGGUCAUCUCGUCGCCGGCUGUGAGGACCGAGCUCUAG